Messenger RNA from Lathyrus sativus (Indian pea), 690 nucleotides. The record is from the annotation of a GenBank genome assembly. NCBI's taxonomy places the organism in Eukaryota, Viridiplantae, Streptophyta, Magnoliopsida, Fabales, Fabaceae.
AUGGCCAAGAACAUCCUCAAAACUCCAGCACUUCUUCAGUACAUCCUUGAAACAAGUUCAUAUCCAAAAGAGCACGAACAAUUGAAGCAACUUAGAGAGACAACAAUUCAGAAAUACGGCAAAAUGAGUGUAAUGAAUGUUCCUUUGGAUGAAGCACAAUUCAUAUCUAUGCUUCUGAAAAUCAUGAAUGCUAGAAAAACAUUGGAAAUUGGAGUCUUCACUGGUUAUUCUCUUCUUACUACAGCUCUUGCUCUUCCUCCUAACGGCAAGGUUAUUGGAAUCGAUAUGGAUCGAGAAGCGUACGAGACAGGUUUGCCCUUCAUUCAGAAGGCAGAAGUGGAGCACAAAAUUAAUUUUAUCCACACUGAUGCAUUAUCAGGCCUCAAUGCCCUUAUUGACGGCAAACACGAAGAGUCAUUUGAUUAUGCGUUUGUGGAUGCUGACAAGGAAAACUUCACAAAGUAUCAUGAGGUGUUGUUGAAACUGGUGAGAAAGGGUGGAAUAAUUGCGUAUGACAAUACAUUAUGGUCUGGUUCCGUGGCAAUGUCUGAGGAUGAUGAAAUGGAAGAUAUCACAAAGCGAAAAAGAAAAAUUGCAAUUGAAUUCAACAACUAUAUUGCAAAUGAUACUCGCGUUGAGUCAACAAUCCUUUCUAUCGGGGACGGCGUAACUCUCUGUCGAGUUCUGUAA